Molecule: messenger RNA, 1368 nt
Organism: Dendroctonus ponderosae (mountain pine beetle)
Lineage: Eukaryota; Metazoa; Arthropoda; Insecta; Coleoptera; Curculionidae
Product: la protein homolog
Exons: 3
Coding region: 78-1097 (339 amino acids)
Biological process (GO): positive regulation of translation; RNA processing
Cellular component (GO): cytosol; ribonucleoprotein complex; nucleus
Molecular function (GO): RNA binding
Source: RefSeq, a predicted model, not a curated record
AUCUAUUUGUGAUUUGUCGCUUGUGGUUACCGGUAGUUCUGUAUUUCCACGUGUUGAGUUAUUUAUAAGAAAUUACAAUGGCAAAUGAGUUAGAAAAGAAAAUCAUUCGUCAGAUUGAGUUCUAUUUCGGGGAUAUUAAUUUGCCAAGAGACAAAUUCUUGCUGGAAAAGGUGAAAGAAGAUGAAGGAUGGGUCUCAUUGGAAACCAUGCUGAAAUUCAACAGACUCGCUAACUUAUCAAAGGAUCUAAAAGUUAUUGCCGACGCUUUAGAAAAGUCUGAGGAAAAAGUUGUUGUGCUAAAUGAUGAUAAAACCAAAGUGAAAAGGAAUCCAGAAAAGCCACUUCCGGAUAACAAUGAUGAGCGUCUUGCAAAGCUGCGAGAAAAGUCUGCUUAUGCAAAAGGAUUUCCGUUGGAUGCAGAACUAAACGAUAUUAUCGAUUUUAUGGAUCAGUAUGGUCCGAUUGAAUCUGUUAUUCGUAGAACCCACAGCAAAGAGCACCAGUUCAAAGGAUCUUGCUUUAUUGUUUUUAAGACUAUCGAAUUAGCAAAAAAAUUUGUUGAGUUAGAUGGUGUGAAGUUUAAGGAUCUAGAUUUGAUACGAAAAAUGCAGAAUGACUAUUUUGCCGAUAAGAAAAAAAAGUACGAAGAACGGAAAAAACUCCAAAAAGAAAAGCAAAAUGCUGUUUUGAAAGAAAGUGCAGAAAAAAUCGAAUUUCCGAAUGGGGCAAUCCUCCAUUUUAGUGGCAUCCCAGAAGGACAACAAUUGACCAGAGAAGAGAUUAAGGAGAAAAUUACAGAAGCUAGUGGUUUUGACGUAGUAUACAUCGAUUUUAACAAAGGGGAUUUGGAAGGAUAUGUACGUUUUGCAAAAGAAAAUAAUGCUGCAGAAUUCUUUAAAACCCUCACAGAGGGCGAAUUACAAAUUGGCGAAAAUAAAUUAAAGGCCAGAGCUCUUGAGGGUGACGAAGAAAAAGAAUAUCUGAAGAAAACCUCAGAAGCCAUGGCGACCCAAAGGAUUAAACAGAAAAGUUAUGGUCGGAAACGGAAAGGAAACUUUGGCGGUGGUAAAAAUGCGAAACAUUCCAAAAAGCAAUAGAUCACUGCAAUUUAUUGUUAGCAUGUUUAUUAAUAACAUUUUAUUUUUGUACAAAUUUGAAAUACUGUUGUGUCAAAGAAACAUUGAUUAUGUUACAGCGCAAAUUUACUUAUCACUAUAAGUAUUAAUGGUAAUUAUCAUGUGAUUCCGUUAUUAAUGUUUAAACUUUAAUCAAUAAUUUUUUCUUUUUAAUUUUUUAGGGUCUGUUCUGUAACGACUUUAUUGCAAACAAAAAUUAAUAAAGACCUUUGAUGUACGAUUUUCCAAACAA